AUGCCUGAAAAAUGGGAUGAAGAAGAGGACAGCAGUAGCACUGCUCCGUCAUCACCCCCGGCCGCUGCCACAAUCCCUAGACGUGGCAAGUUCGACGACGAGGAAGAGAAUGACAGCGAUGUUCUGGACAGUUGGGAUGCAGCAGAAGAUUCCGAGGUCGAGCGCGAGAAGGCUAAGGUAGCCGCCGAAAAGAAGGCCAAACUAGAGGCAGAGGAGAAAGCAAACAAGAAGACAAAGGCCCAACGUAUUGCCGAACGACAAGCCGAAAAUGCUCGCAGACUCGCCGAGGAAAGCAGUGAUGAUAGCAGUGAAGAAGAUGCAGCCACGAGACGUGAACGCCUUCGUCGUACCGAGCAAGAAUCCGACUUGAAGCACGCCGAAGAUCUGUUCGGCAAUAUUGGUAUCAGCAACAGCCGCAAAGCAACCACUGCGGCUAACGCUGUAGUUGUUAACUCGGCUGAUCCGAAUGCUACUGUUGAUCUCACUACGCUGCCACUUUUCGACCCAAAGACCAAGAUUCAGUUUGAAAAGAUGCGAGAUACCUUGGUUCCAGUUAUUGCCAGCAACACCAAGAAGGCUCACUACACCAUCUUCCUACAAGAGUUCGCGAAACAACUUGCCAAAGAUCUACCCAGCGAUCAGAUCAAGAAGAUUGCAAGCAGUUUGACUGCUUUGAGCAACGAGAAAAUGAAGGAGGAGAAGUUGGCUGAAAAGGGGGGCAAGAAGAGCAAGGCUGCAAAGUCAAAGACUACAUUGGUUGCUAGUCGUAACGUGGCAACUUCUGCUGAUGUGAAUGCUUAUGACGAUGAUUUCGGAGAUGAUGAUUUUAUGUGA
Glarea lozoyensis ATCC 20868 is the source of this 834-nucleotide messenger RNA. RefSeq lists its product as uncharacterized. Lineage: Eukaryota; Fungi; Ascomycota; Leotiomycetes; Helotiales; Helotiaceae. Gene Ontology annotation, molecular function: translation initiation factor activity. The transcript is spliced from 4 exons. The record is from RefSeq and is a predicted model, not a curated record. Gene Ontology annotation, cellular component: eukaryotic translation initiation factor 3 complex; cytoplasm. The coding region runs from base 1 to 834 and encodes 277 amino acids.